AUGAGGGAGCGAGGGCGACGGCUGGGAGGCAGCCCUGCGGACAGGCAGGCUACCGACGUCCUCUGGCGGCGGCUGGCGAGGGCGAGGGCGAGCGAGGCAGCCUUGCGGAUAUGCAGGCUACUGAUGGCGACAUCCGCUGGCGGCGCGCAGAUGGGGAGGCUGACGGUGAGGGCAUGGAUCCCGUCGUCGCAGGCGAUUGCCAAGGGCGAGGGAGAGGGAGACGAGCGGUGGUUAUGGCACGGAGGACACACGGGCGGCACGGGAAUGUGGUGGGGGUGGGGUUUUGGGUGUGGACAAAUGACCACGUGUGUUCUUCCCCUGCCAGAUGACUGCUGGGCGGAGCCAAAACGUGAUGCAACGGGCAAUCUGGUGGCCAACACCAAGACGUUCCCGCACGGGAUCAAGGCGCUGGCGGACUACGUCCACAGCAAGGGGCUCAAGCUCGGGAUCUACUCCGACGCCGGGUUUCAGACCUGCGCCAAGGCCCAGUCCGGCUCCCUCGGCCACGAGGAGCAGGACGCCAAGACCUUCGCGGCAUGGGUGAGUGAACACCACCAUCUGGGAGUCGAUUACCUCAAGUACGACAACUGCAACAACGGCGACCUCAAGCCGUUGGAGAGGGGCGACAUACACCCGGCGCGGUGGGGCGCGGCCUACGGCAACAGCUGGAGGACCACCAACGACAUCGCCGGCAACUGGGAAAGCAUGAUCGCAACGGCGGACCAGAACGAGGUGUGGGCGGAGUACGCGCGCCCCGGCGGCUGGAACGAUCCGGACAUGCUGGAGGUGGGCAACGGGGCGAUGACCAACAGCGAGUACGUCGUGCACUUCAGCCUCUGGGCCAUGUCCAAGGCGCCGCUCAUCAUCGGCUGCGACGUGAGGCACAUGUCGCAGGAGACGUACGGCAUCCUGGCCAACAAGGAGGUGAUCGCCGUCAACCAAGAUCCACUCGGCGUGCAGGGGAAGAAGGUGAGGAUGGAGGGGAGCAACGAGAUCUGGGCGGCGCCGCUGUCGGACUACCGGACGGCGGUGGUGCUGCUGAACCGGCACGCGACGGACGGGGCCACCAUCACCGCGCACUGGGACGACGUCGGCCUCCCCGCCGGCCUGGCCGUCGAGGCCAGGGACCUGUGGCAGCACAAGACGCUGGACGGCGCGUUCACGGACAGGAUGGCGUUCGACGUCGCGGCGCGGUCGUGCAGGAUGUUCGUGCUCAGGCCCAGGCUCCCCAUGAAAGCAUAGCAUUGCGCGGCGGCGCCGGGGCCGCGCGAACGGACCGACGACGGAGCACGCUGGUGGCCGGCGGGCGGCGGCGACGCCGCGGCGGCGGUGUGGUGGUGGGUAUUGGGCGAAUUGUGUGUACUUGCUACUUUGCAUUAACAGCCAUUAAGGGAAUUUGCCACAGGCUA
Molecule: messenger RNA, 1409 nt
Organism: Panicum virgatum (switchgrass)
Lineage: Eukaryota; Viridiplantae; Streptophyta; Magnoliopsida; Poales; Poaceae
Product: alpha-galactosidase 1-like
Exons: 11
Coding region: 1-1242 (413 amino acids)
Biological process (GO): carbohydrate metabolic process
Molecular function (GO): hydrolase activity, hydrolyzing O-glycosyl compounds
Source: RefSeq, a predicted model, not a curated record